This is a messenger RNA of Spinacia oleracea (spinach), 2706 nucleotides long. Its product is annotated as probable receptor-like protein kinase At5g24010. Gene Ontology annotation, molecular function: ATP binding; protein kinase activity. The coding region runs from base 1 to 2517 and encodes 838 amino acids. Lineage: Eukaryota; Viridiplantae; Streptophyta; Magnoliopsida; Caryophyllales; Amaranthaceae. The transcript is spliced from 2 exons. The record is from RefSeq and is a predicted model, not a curated record. Gene Ontology annotation, biological process: protein phosphorylation.
AUGGAACUCAUUCAUUUCUCACUCUUCCAAAUCUUACUUCCUCUUCUCCUCUUCUCCUCAGCUUAUACUAUCACUGCUCAACCACCUUACUUCAUCAACUGCGGCUCCACCGCCGCCGCCGCCACCACCACCACCGGCCAAACCUUUGUCGGCGACAAAAACACCGACAAAGUCCGCUUCUCGGGUCACGGAACCAAAGCCGUCAAAGACACCAACCAAUCAGAAUCCUUGUACCAAACAGCAAGAGUUUUCAACAAACCAUCAAGUUAUGACUUUGACAUCACACAAACCGGCACUUAUUUUCUGCGCUUACAUUUCUGUCCCUUCUCUUCUUCACUUUCUGCUGCAAAAUUCAAUGUUUCAGCAUCAGGAAUUAUGCUGUUACCUGAAUUCACCCCUGUUAGGAACAAUGUUACAGAUUGUUCAACCAAUACUAAGGAGUUCAUCCUCACAAUAAGUAAUGUUAAACAGAAGUUCAGAAUCUAUUUCGUGCCAAGUUCAUCGUCAUCUAUAGCUUUCGUUAAUGCGAUAGAAAUCUUCAACACAACUUCAAACAUUACAGAGGGUGUUAGUACUAGUCCUCUUGUAACACCUGCAGGAAGAUUGGGAAAUUACAGGGGUAAAAAAUCAGAAAUUCUGGAAACAUUUUACAGGAUUAAUGUUGGGGGUGAAGAGGUAAAACCAUCAAGUUACAAUCUUUGGAGAAAUUGGAUUCCAGAUGAUGAGUAUCUCAUAAACAAAGGUGAUGCAGAAAAUGCAGCUGAUAGAACCAGUAGUAUUAACUAUGUUCCUGGUGAAGCUACAAGAGAUGAUGCUCCACCGUCAGUUUAUGGGACCGCGAAAAUACUAAAAACUCCUUUAAGUUCUACCUUGAUGAUUCCUAACCUUACUUGGCAAUUCAGUGUGAAGAAAAGAACACGGUACUUUGUUCGGGUUCAUCUUUGUGAUAUUAUAAGUGAUGCAAUUGGAAUUUAUAAUUUUACCUUCUACAUUUACAGUAAUUUUAGUGAGGUGAUUGAUCCGUUAGAUAUUACCGGGAUUGAUAAUCCGUUUUACAAGGAUUAUGUUGUUGAGAGUGGUGAUUUAGGGUUCCUGAACAUUAGUGUAGGACCAAAUAAUGCAUCAGUAAGUAGGACUUAUCUUUUCCUGAAUGGGUUAGAAAUUAUGCAGGUGAAGGAUGAAACUGCUGUUGAGCCUCGAGUUGACAGUGGGUCCCCGUCCCGUCUAGUUCUUGUAAUCAGCUUGGUUGCAUCCAUAGUUGCAGUUAUGGUAGUUUUGGCAGUUGUUUUCUUGCUUCAACAGAAAAGGAAUAGGAAAAAGUCUGCUGAACUGCCUGAAUGGGAGGUUUUGCCAUUAAGUUCUCGCAACAGGAACUCAGAAACUGCAUCUUCCCAUGCCUCAACUUUACAGAAUCUGCAAUUGGGUUUGAAGAUACCCUUUGUUGAAAUUCAACGAUUAACGAACAAUUUCGACCCAGAUUUGAUCAUCGGAGAAGGCGGGUUCGGGAAGGUGUACAAAGGAACACUGAGAAGCGGGGUAAAAGUUGCAGUAAAGAGAGGAAGUUCUGAUCAUGGACAAGGAAUACAAGAAUUCCAAACAGAGAUUAUGAUUUUAUCAACGAUUCGCCACCGUCAUCUUGUUUCCUUGAUGGGUUACUGCUAUGAAAAUGAGGAGAUGAUACUGGUUUAUGAGUUCAUGGAAAAGGGUACCCUAAGAAACCACCUUUAUGAAAACUCAGAAAGCAGUUCAUCUUCUUCCAAAGGGAUGAUGCUGUCAUGGAAACAAAGGGUAGAGAUAUGUAUAGGAGCUGCAAAGGGUAUUCAGUACCUUCACACUGGUACAAGCAAGGGAAUCAUUCAUCGCGAUGUAAAAUCCACGAAUAUAUUGCUUGAUGAAAAUUUUGUGGCUAAAGUUGCAGAUUUCGGGUUAUCGAGAUCGGGAUAUUUGGAAGAAACUCAUGUCAGUAUAUCAGCUGUGAAGGGAACUCUUGGGUAUCUAGAUCCAGAGUAUUUCAUCUGUCUGCAGCUGACGGAAAAAUCUGAUGUUUACUCUUUCGGGGUGCUUCUUCUUGAAGUACUUUGUGCAAGAGCUGUUAUAGAUCAGUCACUUCCGAAGGAGCAAGUCAAUUUAGCUGAUUGGGCAAUGGCGUGCUAUGGAAGGGGACAGCUUCAGACAAUAAUCGAUCCACUGAUCGCAGGUGAAAUCAACCCGAAUUCCUUGAAGAAGUUCUGUGAGACAGCUGAGAGGUGUUUGAAAAAAGAUCCAUCAGAAAGACCUCCAAUGUCAGAUGUAUGUUGGAAUCUGGAAUACACACUGCAGCUUCAGAAAGCGGCUUCUGAAGAAGUGCCGUUAGACGAUACCAUCACUGAUGUUUCCUUGAACAUGCCGUUACCAGCUGUUCGGCGUUUUCCUUCUCAGAGCAUUGCUGAUUACGAAUAUGACGAUAAUGGCUCAUUUAACACUGGUACUCAAGAAGUAUUCUCGCAGCUUGCAUUUGAUGGUGGCAAUGGGAGAUGAUAAUGAUGUUGAUUAAGGUGGGAGAAAAAUUCUCUCAGCAAGUAGUAAUUAACUAAUUAUUACUACUCUAAGUAGAAGUAACUAGCUUAAGUUUCUUUUUCAAGUUAUCUUGCAUGAACAAAUAAUGCUCAAAAUGAAUUCAUUUAUUUUAUUUUUUUGUAUAAUAAAGCUGGCACUUUGGAAAAAAAA